AGCUGGGCUAGCCAGCCAGGGGUUCCCGGUUUCACAGAGAGGAAAGUGACAGAAGCGGUGCGGAGGGAGAAGCAGAGACAGCGGAGAGGCCGGCAGCCACCCAGUCUCGGGGGAGCGCUUAGCUCCCCCGCCCCGGCUCCCACCCUGUCCGGGGGGCUCCUCAAGCCCUCAGCCCCACCCCCGGGCUCCCCAUGGAAGCCAGCUGUGCCCCAGGAGGAGCAGGAGGAGGUGGAGUCGGCUGAAUGCCCACAGUGCGCCCGGGGCCCCUGAGCCCAUCCCGCUCCUAGCCGCUGCCCUAAGGCCCCCGCGCCCCCCGCGCCCCCCACCCGGGGCCGCGCCGCCUCCGUCUGCCCCUCCCCCGGGGCUUCGCCCCGGACCUGCCCCCCGCCCGCUUGCCAGCGCUCAGGCAGGAGCUCUGGACUGGGCGCGCCGCCGCCCUGGAGUGAGGGAAGCCCAGUCGAAGGGGGUCCCGGGAGCCAGCCGCGAUGGACGCCGUCUUGGAACCAUUCCCGGCCGACAGGCUGUUCCCCGGAUCCAGCUUCCUGGACUUGGGGGAUCUGAACGAGUCGGACUUCCUCAACAAUGCGCACUUUCCUGAGCACCUGGACCACUUCACGGAGAACAUGGAGGACUUCUCCAACGACCUGUUCAGCAGUUUCUUUGAUGACCCUGUGCUGGAUGAGAAGAGCCCUCUAUUGGACAUGGAACUGGACUCCCCUACGCCAGGCAUCCAGGCGGAGCACAGCUACUCCCUGAGCGGCGACUCAGCGCCCCAGAGCCCCCUCGUGCCCAUCAAGAUGGAGGACACCACCCAAGACGUGGAGCAUGGAGCGUGGGCGCUGGGACACAAACUGUGCUCCAUCAUGGUGAAGCAGGAGCAGAGCCCGGAGCUGCCCGUGGACCCUCUGGCUGCCCCCUCGGCCAUGGCUGCCGCGGCCGCCAUGGCCACCACCCCGCUGCUGGGCCUCAGCCCCUUGUCCAGGCUGCCCAUCCCCCACCAGGCCCCAGGAGAGAUGACUCAGCUGCCAGUGAUCAAAGCAGAGCCUCCGGAGGUGAACCAGUUCCUCAAAGUGACACCCGGUAGGUGUCCAGGGGAAGGGCUCUUCCCCUCCAGUCCUGGGCAGAUAGCAUCCCUACUUCCUUGGGCUGCCUGGCUCCUAACUACCACGUCAUACUUCCUACAGAAAUUACAGGGGACAUCAGGGCCACUGCUCCUGACAGAGGAGGAGAAGCGGACCCUGAUUGCUGAGGGCUACCCCAUCCCCACAAAACUCCCCCUCACCAAAGCCGAGGAGAAAGCCUUAAAGAGAGUCCGGAGGAAAAUCAAGAACAAGAUCUCGGCCCAGGAGAGCCGUCGUAAGAAGAAGGAGUAUGUGGAGUGUCUAGAAAAGAAGGUGGAAACAUUUACAUCUGAGAACAAUGAACUGUGGAAGAAGGUAGAGACCCUGGAGAAUGCCAACAGGACCCUGCUCCAGCAGCUGCAGAAACUCCAGACUCUGGUCACCAACAAGAUCUCCAGACCUUACAAGAUGGCCGCCACCCAGACUGGGACCUGCCUCAUGGUGGCAGCCUUGUGCUUUGUUCUGGUGCUGGGCUCCCUCGUGCCCUGCCUUCCCGAGUUCUCCUCUGGCUCCCAGACUGUGAAGGAAGACCCCAUGGCUGCAGACAGCAUCUACACGGCCAGCCAGAUGCCCUCUCGAAGCCUCCUAUUCUACGAUGACGGGGCAGGCUCAUGGGAAGAUGGCCGCAGCGCCCUGCUGCCCAUGGAGCCCCCAGAUGGCUGGGAAAUCAACCCCGGGGGGCCGGCAGAGCAGCGGCCCCAGGACCACCUGCAGCAUGACCACCUGGACAACAGCCACGAGACCACCAAGUACCUGAGUGAGGCCUGGCCUAAAGACGGUGGAAACGGCACCAGUCCCGACUUCUCCCACUCCAAGGAGUGGUUCCACGACAGGGAUCUGGGUCCCAACACCACCAUCAAACUCUCUUAGGCCAUGCCAAGACCCAGGACACAGGACGCACCCCCGGCACGCAGAAGAGGAGUUCUUGCUCACUAACCAUAUCCGCCUCGUGCCCCUGCCUCCUGGAGCUUCCCGUUCCAGGAGAAAAGGGUCUACUUCCCAGCCUUUCUUUGCCCCUGACAUCUGGACUCUUCCCUUGGGCCAACCACUCUGUUCUCAUUCUCCUUCCCACCGCCAUCCAUCCGUCCUUCUUAGACAAACCACUCACUGGGUACCCCGCCUCCUCUCUCAUAUGCCCAACACGACCACUGCCUCCCUGUCCCCACACCUGCACCCAAACAGACACAUCAACUCAUCCCACUCACUAACACCCCUCACCCCACCCCCACUGUACAGAGACCAAGAACAGAAAUUGUUUGUAAAUAAUGAACCUUAUUUUUUAUUAUUGCCAGUCCCCUAAGAUAUUGUAUUUUACAAAUCUCCCUCUUCCCUUCAUCCCUCCCUUGUUUUAUAUUUUAUGAAGUUAGUGCGGGCUUUGCUGCUCCCUGGCCCAGGAAAGAGGGGCACCCCGACCCUCACCUGGCACCCCCCUGCUGCUGCCCAAGCUGCUGGGCCUUUUUAAUUGCCAAACUGCUCUCUUCAUCAGCUCAGCACAUGCUUUAAGAAAGCAAAACUAAAAAAAAAAAAAAAAAGAUGCAGCAUCAA
This is a messenger RNA of Mandrillus leucophaeus (drill), 2666 nucleotides long. It is a transcript of the gene CREB3L1, whose product is annotated as cAMP responsive element binding protein 3-like 1. Gene Ontology annotation, biological process: regulation of transcription by RNA polymerase II. The record is from RefSeq and is a predicted model, not a curated record. The transcript is spliced from 11 exons. Gene Ontology annotation, molecular function: cAMP response element binding; DNA-binding transcription factor activity, RNA polymerase II-specific. Bases 486 to 1991 code for a protein of 501 amino acids. Lineage: Eukaryota; Metazoa; Chordata; Mammalia; Primates; Cercopithecidae.